AUGAUGAAUAAAAUUUCAAAGGAAAUUUAUAAAACCGAUAAGUUUAAUAUUUAUUCAAGCCAUGAUUAUGAUGACUGCGGUGUUAUUUUGGGUUAUUGGGAUCAAGAGAAAACACCAGAAAUUGUUCAAGAUUUAGAAAACUCAAUACGUUCAGUUGAAAAAAAAUGUAAAAAAUUAUUUUUAGAAUUAAUUUAUUAUCAAUAUUAUCAUCAAGAUUGUAAUAAUAAUAAUAAUAGUAAUCCUUCAACGCCCAAUUCUUCUUUAAUGGUGAAUGAAUUAAAAAAUUAUAAACUUGAAACUUCAAGCGUUCCAGAAUUGACGAAAUUAUGGAAAAUAAAUAAAAAAUUAAAAGGACUCUCUUCUAAAAUCGGUAUAGAUGAUAAAAUAAUUCUUUUUCACACAAACGAAUACGUUCGAAAAUUAAGAGAAAAAGCUAUUGGAAAUAUUGAAAAAUAUUUGCCCAAAUUAAAAAAAACAUUUUUAAAAACUUACGCCAAACAUAAAGUAAUACAAUCGGAUACCGUUUUAACAACGCCGGAGGAAAACGUAGAAUAUUCUAAAAUAUCUAAAAGCGAAUAUAAUUUUUAUAAAAGUGCAUCGAAAAAAAAAUUUAAACCUUUGAAAAAAAAUUUAAGAAAAAAAGGAAUAAUGUCUCCGGAACGUAAUACGAAUCAAUGCAAACGUAAAAAUUAUCCGUCGAAAAAUAAAUCGAAUAAAAGAAUUUGGUGUGCUGAUGGAAAAGAUGAAAAAAAAAACAAAACAUCUUCUCAUUCUUUUUGUAAAAAUGAAAUUUUAAAUAAUCAUGCAAACAAAUCCAAAAAUGAUCACUCAAUGAAUAAAUUGAAUUCUAAUUUUAUUGUAACAACAUAUCCAUGGAGCCCGAAAGAAAGCAUCGGUUCAAUUAUUGAAUAUGGCGUCGAUAAGAAUUUAGACGAUGUGAAAAAUGAUGAUAAAAUUAAUUGUUGUUUAACGUCCAAAGAAUAUAAAACCAACGAUGAUUUAAUACAAAAAAAAUUGAUCGAUGACGAAAAAAACAUAUGGAUGCCGACAAAAGUAAAUUUGACUCCCGAUAAAAGAUGUCGUUCAAAAUAUACAAAAACAAUUUCCGAUAAAUCGAAAACAGCGACCACCAUAAUGAUAUCGCAAAGUCGUAAAAAUAAUUAUUUUGAAAUUCCAAAUAUAAAUUUAUUGGCUGAAGCAAGUGGAGAUAAUUCAAAAAGCACGGAAGAUAAGAAAGUAAGAACAAAAUGGGAAAAAUUGGUCAAUGAAUAUUCAGAAUUGUAUAGUUAUUAUUCUGGAUUGAAAGAAAGUGCCAUUAAUGACAAAACUAUAAGUCCGACAAAAUUAAAACAAAUUGUUAAAGAAAUUGAUGAAGUUAUUGAAAACUAUCAAAAUUUUUUAAGAGUGUAUUACAGAUUUUUACAGCUCAAGAGUAAAGUAAAAUCGUUAAAACCCGUUGGACAACACACGUCGAUAUUUGAAAAAUCUCAUUUUAUUUGUUCAUCGAGCAUACGUAAAAAUUAUAAUGAGAAAAAAAAAGAAAAUAAUUCUGUCGUUUUGAAAGAAACAUUUAAUCAAGUAUUAAGUGUUGGACCGACAGAACUAUCUCACACUGAAAGUGACAGUGCAAUGUUAUUAAAUUGUUGGGAAAAAACUUCUCCAUUGAUAAAAGGCAUUUUGCUCGCACAUAAAAAAAUUUUUUUGUUUAAAUGUGCUUACAUCGACAUUUUUAUUUUAGAAUUGGAGAGAACCGUUAAUUUUGCCGAAAGAAAAUGUGGAGAUUUAAUGCAAAAACUCAAUUACUACAAAGAAUAUUAUGAAAAAUGGGUAAAUGCUGAACGUUUGGGCAAAAAUAUGCAUCUUAGGAAAAAGAAUAAAAAGUAUUGUAGGCACGAAAACGAAGACGAAAGUUCUUCAGAAAAUGAAUUUGAAAAAGUCAAUAGAUAUUUUUAUAAAAAAAUUCGAAGUAAAAUAAAUGAAAUGAAUCAUGAAAUAACAAUAGCCAAUAGAAAAUUACAAAAUCACAAUAACAAAGAUGAUGAAACGGCAGAAAAUGAAUCAAAAAUUAAAAUGGCUUUAACUCCUAAAAAAGAAAAUAAAGGUGAACAGGUUGUUAAUGGCGAAAAUAAAACGUGCGAAUCUGAAUCUUUUGUUUCCGUUAAAAAACAAGAAUCUUUACCAUCGGAAACGGUAAUCAAAGAUUGUUUGGAUGAUUUCAAAUUGAGCGAAAGACAAUCGACAAAAAGCGUUCCAGUUGAAAAUUUAAGAUCGAGAAAAAAAGAAUUAAAUCCUCAAAUGAAAAGAGGUUUUUCAACUUUACAAAGGUAUAAAUUAAGAUCGAAAUCUUUACCACAAGGAGUAAGAAGAAAAUUUGGUUUCGGAGGAUUUAUCGAAGUUUUUGACUCGAAAGUUGGCCGACUUAGUAAUAACCCAUCAAAAUCAAAAACAUCUUUGAAAGCGAACAGCAUAAGAAGUUUUAAAACCUUCAAAAGUGAAGGACAAGGUAGAUUAGACUUCAUGGAUCAUAAAAAUACUUUAUUGAGGAGGAAAACUAUAUCAAAGAGUGCUAGAAGUUUGCAACAGAGAAUGUCAAAAUCAAAAAUUGAUUUUAAAUCAAAUGGCGUACGCCGAGAAAAUUUUUUUUCUAAAAAUAUCAAAUCCGAACCCAACUUUUCGGAAAAUUUCAGAAUGACGAUUAAAAACUCGAAUGUUAACAAUUUAAACAAUAAACCGAGUAUUAAUUCUUGCAAAGCCAUCGUUCCUUCGGAAAAUAUAAUGAAAAAUUCUUUUCAACCUAAAAUGAAUUCUCAUUUGGGCAACAUAUCCAAUUUGAUAUCUAAACCGAAUACUUUGAUACCAUUUUUAAAACAACCGAUACCAUUUAUACCUUGCUCAUCCACUACUAAAACAUUUAAUUUGGGUUUAAACGUACAGCAAGUUUUAUCCCUGAUUAAAAAUAAAAAACAUUCAAUUUCUUUGGAAACCCUCGUUAGAAACGGUAUGAAAGCAACAAGAUCAAUAUCGAACAAAAUUGAACCCACGGUGAAUACACUAUUUUUCAGUCACAGUCAAGUAACAUCAUCAUCUGUUUGUCCUGCACAAACAUGCAUCGAGGAUUCUUUUUCGGUUGUAACAAGUGACGUGGGUUAUCAUUCGAAUUGUUCACUAUUGAAAAGAACUCAAGCACUCAGAUCCGAAACGGAUGAUAAUAAAAAAAUUAAUUACCAUCACGAAAGGAGCGAAACGAAAAUCAAUGAAGAAAUUGAAAUAAAUAAAAUCGAACGUCCCGAAGAUGUUUGGGUCGUCGAACAACCGGACGGUUAUUGUAAUCUUAAAAAAACCCGUUCGAAAUGCACUUGUUAUCCUUCUAAAAAUUGCGUGGAUUAUCAAAAGGUUUUGAGAGAAUAUACAACUUGGGCAAGUCCGGAUACCAAGUCAACAACAUCUUUCACCUCUGAUUGUUUUUCUUCAUAUAAUUCGACAAUAACUUAUAGAAAGCCAAAACUUUGUACGAUACCAUCGGGAGAAAAAAUCGGAUUGGGUAUGCAGGAAAAUGGAAAAAUUGAAAUUAAUAAAAUUCAAAAAGGAUUGAUAACACAAAAAAAUUUAGACGUUUGUGAAGCGAGUGCAGAAAUUGAUUCAAUUGAAUCAGAAUUGUCAUUAAAAGAAAUGGAAUUUAAAAAUAUAUUAAAUUUUUAUCAGGAGUUAUUGCUUUUAAAAGAUAAAAUAAAAACGUUAAGAAAUAAAAAUAUAAAUUCUUCAAGUCAGUCUACAAUACAACAACAAGGUCGUAAUCAAAAAAUUAAAAAAGAUCCAUUACGACCUACCCCAUCAAUGGCAUUGGCAAACGUUUUGCGAAAAAUUCAAGGUCUUCAAGAUAAAAUAAAAUUAAUUGAUAAGCCGUAA
Pediculus humanus corporis (human body louse) is the source of this 3906-nucleotide messenger RNA. RefSeq lists its product as uncharacterized. NCBI's taxonomy places the organism in Eukaryota, Metazoa, Arthropoda, Insecta, Psocodea, Pediculidae. The record is from RefSeq and is a predicted model, not a curated record. The transcript is spliced from 14 exons. Bases 1 to 3906 code for a protein of 1301 amino acids.